AAUCGAAAUUUGUGGGGGUGAAAACAGAAUUAAUCAAAAAUACUUAUGCCACUUGUAAAAAUAACUCUGAAGUAAAGCUCCGGUUAGUUUAGACGACCAUCGGAAUUAAAAAGAACCGCCGGAGAUGACAACGAUGAUGAUGAUCAGGUCAACGGCGAAUUUGACGGAAUAUCUAACACCGACGCUAAAAUCCACCAAAGGAAAUUUCAGUUCUCAUGGUGGAUUUGGCGUUUCAGUCUCUCAAUUUAGUCGGAGAAGAUUUCUCAAUCCGAGCAGAGUCUUCGCCGUUUCAGAUAUCAAUAAGCUCGUGAAGGAGUUCGACCCGAAGAUUCCGUUGGAGAGAGCAUCUACUCCGCCGAGCUCGUGGUACACUGAUCCUCAAUUCUACAGUUUCGAGCUCGAUCGGGUCUUCUAUGGAGGAUGGCAAGCCGUAGGAUACUCUGAUCAGAUUAAAGAGAGUCGUGACUUCUUUACCGGGAGGCUUGGGGGCGUAGAAUAUGUUGUGUGUAGAGACGAUAAUGGAAAGAUUCAUGCUUUCCAUAAUGUAUGUUCUCACCAUGCUUCUAUUUUGGCUUCUGGAAAUGGGAAAAAGUCUUGUUUUGUCUGCCCUUAUCAUGGAUGGACGUAUAGCUUGAGUGGGUCGCUUGUCAAAGCUACUAGAAUGAAUGGGAUAGAGAACUUUGCUUUAAAUGAAAUGGGACUUAAACCUCUAAGAGUGGCUGUCUGGGGACCUUUUGUUCUCCUCAAGGUAACUCAAGCCAGAUCGAGGAAAGGAGAAGAUGAGAGUCAUGAUGCAUUAGUGGCAUCAGAAUGGCUCGGGACUUCUGUGGGAAAGUUGAGCGAAGGUGGAGUUGAUUCCCCGCUUAGUUUCAUAUGCAGACGGGAAUACACCAUGGAUUGUAAUUGGAAGGUGAAAUCUUGUUCUGACUAUAUACAGUACUCUNCAUCUUCGCAUAUCAUGAUGGUUUAUAAAUGUGUUUUGUAG
This is a messenger RNA of Camelina sativa (false flax), 985 nucleotides long. The record is from RefSeq and is a predicted model, not a curated record. NCBI's taxonomy places the organism in Eukaryota, Viridiplantae, Streptophyta, Magnoliopsida, Brassicales, Brassicaceae.